CUAAGAGGAUUCAACCUCAACCGUGAUUGGCUGAUUUCAGAUCUCUAAGCCAAUAGGAUUCGCGGUUGGAUGGACGUGGAUAAGGCUGUAAAGCGUCUAGAUACAUGGACUUAGCUAGACGUUAACAAGUUGAUAAGCUAAACUUGCCAAAAAUAAUUCUUUAUAUUGCACACAAAAGUGAACAGUUUUGUUUCAGUUAUUAUGAACCUGUAUUUCCAGAUGUGAUUAUUUGUAAAGAAAUCUGGCCUUUUUUUUAAACGGCGUAAAUCUCAGUGCGGCGAGGACAAACUUGGAUCAUGUCAAAAUUCAACUUGACUUUCAGAAGAAGCGAGAGAAAGGCAUUUAAGAACAUAGCUCAUGGCUUGAUUCCUGCUGCCACCAUUGCUCCCAAGCCUGCUGUUCCCCGCACUCCUCCCCCUCGUAGUCCCAAUACCUCACCAGAGAGACCCAGGUCUGCUCUUGCGGCUGCCAUAUUAACGUCCUCCUUAACAGGACGCACCUUCGCCAUCCCUCCACCUCGCAGCAGGUCCUAUUCUGAGAGCGAGUGCUCACACACGGACAGCCACACUGGCUUUGAGCCUUAUGCCAGCACAGCACUUUACACCAGGGAUCGAUGGCCAGAUUCGGUGGCAGGCCGACCUCGUCUGCCUUCUCCACGACCCGAUGACGCUGAUGAUGAUAACGAUGAAGAUGAGGAGGAAGAGAUAGAGGCAGACAUGCAGAGGGAGGAAAGUCAUGUGUACCAGACCAUAGAGAGACAGAGCAGAGCUCCAGGGCCACUGAAGAAGGCCUCCGCUCACUCAAAACUGGAUGACGACACUGACAACUCUACGUUUGAAGUCGUCUCACCUUUAAACACUGAAGAUGAAACCGAGAUGGAUGAAGGGACGAGUGUAAAGAAGCCCCCAUUGGCACUACAGACAAGAUCUCCGUCUCACAGAAGCAUGGCAUCUCCAGAUGUGAAUGAAGACCUGCGCACUCAGUCUCCGUCCAGCAGCACUCCGAAGAGAAAGACCUCGAUGAUGAAGAAGAGUCCAACAAGAGAGAGUGAGAGAGAAAAAUUAGAGGUGAACGAGGCAUAUCACCGUGCUGUGGAGUUUCAGCAGGAGUUGAUGAAGGAGCUGAGAGAGCUCAGAGAACAAAAUCACACUCUGACUGCACAGAAGGAGGUGCUGGAGAGGACAUGCUCAGAACAGAGCCAGCAAAUCCAGCAGCUACACCAGCAGCAAUCACACUCGCCCCAAGAGAGAAGACACUCCGUAGGUGAGAGCUCUGAAUUGCUGAGCUUGAGGCAGCAGGCGCAGGAGCUGGUGGAUGAGAAUGAUGGAUUAAAGAUGACAGUGCAUCGGCUAAACGUGGAGCUGAGCCGAUAUCAAGCCCGCUUUAGACCACUCACCAGAGAUGAGUGUCCUCGUAACAGUGGCCUGCCAGGGAAAGGACCCGCUCCUCCAUGGCUGUUGGAUAUGAAAUAUUUAUCCCCACUCUUAUUGGCUUAUGAGGACCAGCUGACCGAGAGAGACCAGCUCCUCAAGUUCUCUGAGGAGGAAUUAAAGAAGUUGAGAAUGCGCACAGAGGAGGUGAUUCAGGAGAAUGAGAAGCUUCACACAGAGCUCAGCAAGAGGAGCAGUGUCAGUAAUAAAGAGUGGAAGCAGUUGCAAGAUCAGGCAAGGCUGGUAUUGGAGGAGAAUCAGGUGCUCAUAGAACAGCUGGAACUGCAGCAUGAUAAAGCCAAGGAGACACACACCAAACACACACAAGAAGUGUGUAAGGUGUCAAAACAGGUCAUGUUGUUGGAGGCUGAGAAGCAGAACCUGGAGACUGAGUUAGAGGUGGCACGUAAAGAGCUCUGCAUGCUGAAGGUGAAGCUUCAGAAAGCUAGUUCUGCCUUGGAGAACUCGGUCAGCCGUGUCGAGCACACUACCACUACAGACAAACUCAAAUGGAAGUUGGAAGAAGAAGAGAAGAUGAAGUGUACCGAGGUGGAGGGGCUGCAGGAUCGUGUGGCCACUCUGCAGGCUGAGAAAAAGACUCUUCUUUUAGAGAAAAAUGACCUCAAUGCACACAUCAAACACCUGGAGAGCGAGCUCCAGCUGGCACGCCAAGCGAACAGAAAGGCUCAGAGGCGUAUCGAUCUUCUGAAGCAGCAGAUUGAAGAUUCGUUAGAGAAAGAGCUCGUAGCCCACCAGUAUCUCACCAGCGUUGUGAUGCUUGCAGAGAAAACCACAUAUGAGAGAGACCAACUCAUACACAUGGCCUCAUGUCUGGAGAAAGACAAGCAGGGCAUCCUUACCCGCAUCCUGGAGGGCACCGUGCAUCUCGGAAAACUUCAGGAAAAGGUCAAGGUGUUCAAGCAGCAGGCAUCAGCGAGUGUGUGUGCGCUGGGCCAGCGUUUGCAAGAACAGGAGAAGGACUUUGCAGGCAAAGCGGCAAGUUUCCAGCGGGAGAUCCAACACCUGCAGGCUCAGCUCCGCGACCGACAAGAACAACUCAACGGAGCUCUGCAGCAAAAGAGAGAGGUGGAGAAUGAACUGGAGGUGGUAUGGGAAGCUGCUGCAAGAGAAAACCAGCAUUUGCAGGACAUUGUGAUGGGCAAGGUCGAUGUUUUGUUGAGCCCUCAUGACUCACGCCUCUCUCUGGCCUGGAAGCCACAGGAAAACCUCAACCAAGCAUGCCAUCCGAACAGCACAAUGUCUCCUACCUUUAUCAUGAUACCAAAACAGAGCAGUGCCACGUUCAAACCUGAUUCUCUACAGCACCACUACCUGUCGUCUGAUGAGAGUCUAAUGAUGCUUUAGACUUUUAUUCCUGAUAUGACACGUGAAACUGAUGUCCCUAAUAAAGAAUGGGAUCAUUUAAAAAAUAAAUUGAGUAAGCACUUCACAAGGCCUAAACAUGAUUAGAUAUGCUAUAUGUGCCAAAUAAUGGAUUCUCUUUCAUUCUGGUCUAUUUAUUCUGUAAAACUGUAGUGAGCCCCUCUACACCAAACAGUAUCACUCAUGUUGAACCAUUUCCACUUUCCAUAACAAAUCUUUUGGCCCAAAAUUCAGUCAUUUUUAUUGUUACCACUGUAAGUUGAAAAAUAAUUUUCCACCAUAGAUGGUGCUAAUUUCUUUACUUCUCUGUGACACCAACAAACAUUAUCCAUCCAACAAAUGACUUUUUAGGAAACCAAAAAUAUUUUUUUUCUGUGGAAGCACUCUGAAGAGUUCUUUUUGGAAUUCUUUUUUCUUAACUGUUGAAUGCAUUUGCUUGACAAUAAUUUAAAAUUCACAGUUCUUUCUUAACCCUAAAUGUAAGACAAGCUCUGCAUUUGAUUUUAGAUUAUGUAGGUGAAACCCAGUUCCAUAUGUUAAGCUUGAUCUACUUAAUUCCACCCAUUCAUCAGUCUUUAAUGAUUAUUUUUGCUCUUAUACACUGAUUCACUCUUGCGUUGUAAUUAAAUGCCUUUCAGGUGCUGAUUAUCUGAUUAUCUAGUUUUAUGUAUAACUUAACAAAACACAUCAAAACAUCACUAAACAAUUUAGCUAUGUUAAAAAAUAGUGCAUAGCAGCUCAAUUUUUUAGGACUUACAUACAGAGAGUGUACUUGUGAUCUCUCCAUGGUUGGAAUUAGUAGACUGAGAUAAUACAGAGUGUCCUUGAGAGAGACUCAGACAGUAACUGAUUAGAAGAUUCUUCUCAGAUACGUACAGAGGUCCAGAUUAUUGCAUUAAUGUGUAAUCUUAAUUACUGAUCAUGUCUGAAGAACAUGAUGUUUUUCUUGACUACAAGGAAUUGAACUGGGUGAUAAAUUAAUUGCCUUUUUUGAAGUUUUGCCAAAAUAGUUUUAAUCAAAAGAGCCUCUUCUGUCGUUUUAAUGAGACCAAAGUUACACAUUUUUGAUAUUCUGAACAUGAGUAAACUGAUGUGCAGUUUGUCAUUAAUGUAUUAUCAAAGAAUUUCUUUAAAUUAUUUAAGUAUAUAAGUACUACUCAGAUGCUUGUUAAUAAAUAAUGUCCACUCCAUCUGAAGUUUAACACAAGAUGUAUAAUCACAAUUUCCUAGGAAAAUGCAGAAGGCUUUUUAUCACAUGCACGUACAGUAUAUUUUAGAUAUACCAGUAGUAAUUGAAAAUACUUACAAUCAUACAGUAAAUUGUCAUUUUUAACACUUUGUUGUAAAGCUUUUGCAGUCAAUGGCUGCCUGAAGUCUGGAACUCACAGUCACCACCAGAUGCUGGGUUUCUUCCCUGGUGAUGCUCUGUCAGGCCUUUACUGCAGCUUGUUCUUAAGGCAUUUUGCCUUCAGUUUUUGGCUUCAGCAAGUGAAAUGCAUGCUCAAUUGGAUUCAGGUUAGGUGAAUGACUUGGCCAAGAGCAUAAGCUUAACUUGUAUAGCAUACACUUUAAAAAGUAUUGGGUUGCUUUCAAAGUAUGCUUCAGGUCCUUGUCCAUCUGCUCUGUGAAACAACAUCAAAUGAGUUUUGAAGCAUUCGGCUGUAUCUGAGGAGAUCAUAUAGCCCUACACAUUUCAAUAUUCAUCCUGCUGAGUGACUUUCAAGUAAUAAGGCUUCAAGCAGAAAUAGUGCAUCAGGAUGGAUCAGGCAGAUCUGGAUGGCAGAAGGAGUCAAGAUCACUGGUAUCUUAGGACAUGUGUAGCAUGAGAGAGAGAGAGAGAACACAGAUUAUUAGGAAUGUGCAUUGUGUGCAGGGUGCAAGCAGGGACUCCGGCAAGACUAGCUAUUACAGCAUAACUAAGAUGGAGAGCCAGAUGGUAACACAGACAUGAGGGCACCUUUGGACAUAAAGCAACCAGCCACUACACCAUCAAUAAACUUGAGUAAUAGUGGGGGGGGUGAUGGCAUUCAAACAUCACAGUUCACCAAACACUCUAUGCCUAAACACAUGAGCUGCACCAUUACCUAAGAGAAAUGCUAUUAACAAAAGGCUUGACUAAACAAAUAGGUUUGUAGCCUAGACUUAAAGACUGAGACUGUGUCUGAGUCCCGAAUACUAAUUGGAAGGCUGUUCCAUAACUGGGGGGCUUUGUAAAAACAAUCUCUUUCCUCUGCCUUCAUUAUUCAAGAUGCCAAUAAAGAACCUGCACCUUUUGAUCGAAGUAGGCAUGGCUAGAGUCAGUAAUAACACCAAGGUCUUUUACUGCUGCACAUGAUGCCACUGAAAGCUUAUCCAGAGUUAGUAUGUAAUCAGAAAGCUUGCUUCUAGCUGUCUGUGUUCCUAGUGGAAGUACUUGUUAGAAUUAAGUAGGAGGAAGUUACUCAGCAUCCAGUGUCUAAUGUCUUUUACACAUUUCUCAACUUUAUUAAGCUGGUGUCUCUCAUCUGGCUUACGGAAGCUAAUAUCAUGUUUAUGAAUAACUGUAUCCAGAGGUAACAUGUAUAGAGAAAAAAGCAGUGGGCCUAAAAUAGAACCAUGUAUAAAACCAAACUUUACCUUAGGGUGCAUUGAGAAGUCAUCCUUUACAUCUUCAAACUGAUAAUGAUCAGUCAAAUAAGACCUGAGCCAGGAGAGGGCCGUUGCAUUAAUGCCAACAUUUUCUAGUCCAUCAAGGAGAGUAAUAUGAUUAGUGGUGCCAAAAACUGCACUAAAGUCAAGCAACACAAGCACAGAGACAAAACACUAAUCAGAGGCCAGCAGUAGAUCAUUUACCAUUUUGACCAGCGCUGUCUCAGUACUGUGAUGAGGCCUAAAUUCUGACUGAUAGAUUUCAUAAAUGAUAUUCCUAUGCAUCUUUUCCCCAUUCAGUUUAUUGGCUGAUGAGAUUAAAUUCUCCUCUAAUAUGUCCCAGUAUAUCGUUCCAUUCAUAUUUCCUUUCAUGAUGUGUAAUGCCCCAGUUUGCAAAGAAGCAACCUUCAUACUGCACUGUGUGUAUGAUGUUCUAGGGAUCACAUGCACAACCCUUCUUUCUUCAAACAGUAUAAGCUGAAUUAUUGCCGAACAGUUCUGUUUUUGUUAAGUCUGACCAGAGUAUAUUGUUCCAGCAAUUGUUUUGAUUUGUCUAAAUGCUUUAAACAUGCAUCUCUGUGUUUUUUAACAGAGCAGAGGAGCUUUGUGUGGAUUGUAAUAGAGAUGAUUGUAGUGCAGUUUAUUGCUUAUUGUUCUCUGUGUCACUGUUGUUCCUGCUGCUUUCAGGACAAACUCUUUUCGAGUGACUGCUAGCUUCUCUUUCACCCUUUUUAUUACUAGUCUGAGAGCACAUUGUGAAAUCUUGCAUAGUUCACCUGUACAGGGAUGAUUAGCUGUGGUUCCAUGAACUUUCCAAAAAUGUUAUUUCCCCUCACUUUGUAUAUACCUGCACAUUUAAUUAUCCAGUUAUCCAAUUAUCCAAUCAGCAGCACAAUGCAGAUACAAAUGUUCAGCUUCAGUAAUGUUUACAUCAAAUACUGGGAUUGGGGACGAAUGUGAUCUCAGUGAUCUCAGCGGCAUGGUUGCUGGUGCCAGACUACCAGGUUUGAGUGUUUCAGAAACUGCUGAUCUCCUCUGAUUUUCACACACAACUGUCUCUAGAGUCUCAUAAACACAUGAAAAAACACCCAGUUAGUAGCAAUUCUGUGUGCGGAAAUGCCUUGUUGAUGAGAGAGGUCAGAGGAGAAUGGCCAGACUGGUUUGAGCUAACAGGAAGGCUACAAUAACUCAAACAACCACUCUACAACAGCAGAAGGCCACACCGUUCCAUUCCUGUCAGCCAAGAACAGGAAUCUGAGGCUACAGUGGGCACGAUCUCACCCAAACUGGACAGCUGAAAAUUGGAAAAAAGGUCGCCUGUUUUUUCCCAACUCAUGGCUGAUCUAUCUUUAAUCAAGUUUAACUCACUCAUUAUUCUGUCACAAAGAUCAAUCAGUGUAUCUGACAGUCCUAAGGAGCCUACAGUUGAGGCCAACAGUUUACAUACACCUAGGCUUAUACAUUAAAUUUUUCACAGCUCCACACAUUUCAUGUUGCCAUACAUUCCUGUGUUAAUUCAGUUAGUGUAUUUUAGGUACUGUGCAUCCACAGAUAGGGGGUACACCUUUAUUAAAGCACUUUUACAGCAACUGGAAGUACCUAAAUGGGUAUAUGUCACCCCUGUGAACCAUCAAAAGGACUUCACCAGUCUUCAUUCAGUCUCUCUGCUGAUUCAACUUCACAGAAUGGACGGUAAAGCGAGGAACUCUCAUCUCUCUUAUGUUGAUUGCCUGCAGUCUGGCUGCAAAGAGAUGGGUCCCACUUAUCAUCCUGGUUUGCCCCUCUCAACGGUGUAAAAUCAAUCAGUGCUAGCCAGUAGCAUUACUUAAUUUCAUCCAAUAAAUGGAAAAGAUUAAAAUGGGUGAAAUAACAGAUGCUGGACAGAGAAUGUUUGGUGAAAAAAGUGUUGGACAGAUGAAUGGACAGAUGAAUCUAGGUUUGAGGUGUUUGGAUGAAAAAAGAACAGUUCUAAAGCACAGAACAAAUGAAAAGAUGCUGGAGGAGUCCUUGAUACCAUCUGUCAAGCAUGGUGGAAGAAAUGUGAAGGUCUGGGUUGCUUUGGUGCUUGUAAAGUGGGAAAUUUGUACAGGAUUAAAGGAAUUUUGAAUAAGGAAGGCUAUCACUCCAUUUUGCAACACCAUGCUUUACCCUGUGGAUGGCUCUUGAUUGGAGCUAAUUUCACCCAACAGGACAACGACCCAAAGCACUGCUCCAAAUUAUGCAAAACCUAUUUAGGGAAGAAACAGUCAGCUGGAAUUCUGUUUGUAGUGGAUUGGCCAGCGCAAUCACCAGGCCUCAACCCUACUGAACUGUUGUGGGAGCAGCUUGACAGGAUGGUAUGAAAGAAGUGCCCAUCAAACCAACCCAAAUUGUGGGAAAUGCUUCAGGAAGCAUGGAGUGAAAUUGAUGCAGAUUACCUCAACAAAUUGACAGCUAGAAUGCCAAAGGUCUGCAAGGUUAUAAUUGGUGCAAAUGUAGGAUUCUUUGAUGAAAAUGUUCGAAGCACU
Pangasianodon hypophthalmus (striped catfish) is the source of this 7948-nucleotide messenger RNA. RefSeq names its product centrosomal protein 89 (gene cep89). The record is from RefSeq and is a predicted model, not a curated record. The transcript has 20 exons. Gene Ontology annotation, cellular component: ciliary transition fiber; centriole. Bases 297 to 2795 code for a protein of 832 amino acids. Lineage: Eukaryota; Metazoa; Chordata; Actinopteri; Siluriformes; Pangasiidae. Gene Ontology annotation, biological process: mitochondrion organization; chemical synaptic transmission; cilium assembly.